AUUAUUUCGGUAUCUUGUGAACUAAGUUUUAUUUCUGCUCUGUUUGUGUUGUUUGCUUACAAUUCAUUCUUUGCUAAAAAUUUAAAUAACUGCAAACAAAAGAAACAUUUUUCAAGAGAGCGAUCAAGCGUGACAUUGAAAUACUCGCCGUUGACCAAAAAAUACAAUAUGCAUUCAAAACUUCAACGUCGCCCGCCCGUAGUCAGUAAAAACUCGUGGGCAACUGGAAGAUAAACUGUCAAUCAAUCCAUCCCGGAAACAGCUGGAUUUUACACUGGAGACUGCGAAAACAGUUGGCACCGUUUCAUAGAAAUUCUACCGAGGGUAAAUUUAUUUUGAAGGUAAUCCAAGAUUCGACAUGCUAUCUUUUAAGGAAUGCUACUUAAGACCAAAUAUUUGCAAACUAAAACCGCACUGGCUGGGUUUGUUCAAGGUCUAAAAAGUCUUUUUAACAUGAGGAAAGUUGUUGAAGAUUGAUCUGAAAUGAUGUUUUGCAGCUUUGGCAUAUUCGUUUUUUUGUGUGAAUAUUUAAGUUUAAACAGUGGAAACGAAUUCAGUGUCAACUUUGUGCAAAUUAACUUUAGCACUAAGAUACCACCACUACUUAGAAACCCUAAAGAUCGCGUCUUUUAAAUUUAGCGGGGUUUCCGUUGGUUAUUAAACGCUUCAAUGAUCGAUUUUGGCAAGAAACGUUUUAAGCAAAUUAAACAGUCCAUUGAACUCUUUCAAUUAUAACGAUCAUUUCCCGGAGUAAACCGUUACCAUCAUUUGGUUCAUUGCUUCUAGAAGAAUCUCAUACAAUAUGAAAUUUUGAAGGAUAGUUAAUCAGCAAUAUAAAGUACCUUGUAAAACGGUCUGUUUUUAUUAGCAAAAUGUCCGCAUCAAGUCGAAUCUUGUUUCUUUGAUUGCCUCAACUGUAAAGUGGCGAGAAACAAGUUGCAAACCUUCUUUAUAAACAAUUUUAUUUUCAUUCAUGAAUCUGUAAAUAAUUGAUACUCUUUCACAAUAUUUUGAAUUCUUUAAUAACGCGAACAAAGACUUAAAAGCGUCGGAAAAAAAAACCUAAAUGAUAAUUACGUAAGGAAAAAAUGUACACCUGGUUGAUGAAUGACUAAAUAAUCCAAAAAAUUGACUUCUUUGCCCUAGAAAAUCGCUCCUAAUUCAUUGGGAUUGUUAAGAAGAGCUAAUUAAGAUAACGUUUACAAUAUCAUCAUUAUUAGCUGAACAAUUUGUUGCAACCUAAACUUGCUAGAAUGUCUAUAAGCUGUCUAGGUGUCUACAGAUCAGCCCUGGUCGUUUAAAGCCCUUUCAUUCAAGAAAGAACGAAGUUCUAACAUUUUAGUGUCUGUGGUGUGACCAUUUGAAUGAAACCUCUCCAGCAAUACUUUCACCUGAGGUGUUUUUCUGCAGGAAAUUUAAGAAAUAAAAUUUUGAUUUCUUUUUCUGUUUUAGACUCUCGGACCACCCCAAUAAGAGUAAACGAUUUUUAGAGUUUUCCAAUUCCGCUAUUUUCAUGAUCAAAUUUACUAAAAAAGCAAGCAGAGGGAAAAUUUUUUUAAUAAAUAUAUAUGUUUCAGGCGCCAGGCAGUUGGUUUCAUGCUUAUUAUAUUGUAAAUAAACCACAGAUUGCUAUAUAAUUUUCGAGAAUAUUCAGAUCGAGACAACAUUUUUUCUCUCUCUCUCAAAAAGUUGAGUGAAUAAACAGCCCUUCAGUUAAGCAGGGGUAAACCGUUCAGAAUUUUGGGUCGACACAUUUGUUUCACAAGAUAGCUGGCACAGUUGAUCAACGGUCAUUUUCCGUGCAUGAGCAAGAGGCUGCUAGCGGUAUUCAGUUAAGCCGAUACAAAAUCCUACUGUUUCUAAUCUUAGUCAAACUUCGAGAGAGUUGUUUUUCAGCCAACAGCUGGCUAAGGAUAUCCGCCGGCUCUAUUCGGACGAAACAACAGUCUAUCUUUCUAACAUUGGAAGUUUUUGGUUUACCUACUCAAUGCACGAGUGGGUGGAACCUGUAUAACUAUCUAGGCAACUAGCUCGCUCGUGCUCGUUUCUUGUUGAAUGUAUAGAAACCUUUUUUGUUCAGUGCAUCAGCUAAACCCUGAGUUAUUUGUGAUCAUUUAAACGAACGCAUUCGAGGCUAUACACUAGUGUUUAGCCUUUGUUUGCUGUUUAUUUUGACCACUUCAAGGUGGUCUAGCUUCAUAGUCUGUGGGCUACAGCUGAACUGAAAUUCGACCAUUGAAAUAAAAGCCUCCUUCGAAAUUGGCGGUUACCGUUCUUUCACUAACGUUUCAAAUAAGGUUUCAAGUGUGUAUGCCAACCAAUACAAGUGAAAAGAAGUCCUUUUCCAUGUUGUUGACUUCUCAGGUGUUGUUUACAACUCUUGAGAACGUAAACUACCUUCCUGUGUGAUUUAGUUACUUUCACUACUUUUCAAACAAAGCUUCAAUACAUUUCUUUCAGAAGCCGGCUAUGUUUUAAUUUGGUGUCGUAAAAGACGUUCUAAGUUAUCUGAAGACCGGGGCCUCUACUAUACAGCGAGAAGGAUUUCCACGAAGGGCUUCAUGUACAAAAAGUUAAUUCUUUGAAGGUGUCUGGGUUUAACUGGAUAAGCUACCUUAACGAAUGUCUACAAAGUGAGCCGUUAGACAGCUCGGCUCCAUUGCAAAAUAUAACCUUUUUUCUAAGCUGAUUGCUAGAGAAUCAGCUUCACCAUAUCAUAUUAUUCAGAGGCAAAAUCAAAAGUUAUUAAAACAUCCAAGACUCGCAAGCAACCUGUUGAUCAGAUUCUUCCAAUGUUUUAUUUUAUCACUGAAAAAACAGAGGCCUGUUUGUAAGCUUGCACUCAGUUGAGAUUAAUGCUUUCUGUCAUCGAUUAUUGCUUUGCCAAUUAAUCAGCGGUAGACUAAAAGUUAUUUAAACGUCUAAGCCUCGCAAGAAAACCGCUGUUAGUAAUGGAUUCUUCCAAUGUUUUAUUUUAUCAUUGAAGAAAACAGAGCCUUGUUUACAAGCUUACACUUUAGAUUUACGUUUUCAGUCAUCGAUCAUUUACAUGAAAAACCUAAAACAUCUUUUAACUCAAAUUUAUGAUUCUCUGAAUCUCUCGGCUCAGUAGCUAAACGACCCUUGUCACAGAUGGCUCAGAGUAACUAGAUUUUGCCAUUUUGGACUUUCUCCGGCUUUUCGCAUCAAGAGCAGCACUUCACGAGUGCCAGCUGUACCAAGCAUAUGUGCCGGAAAGUUUAAUUGAGUUGAUUUCAAAAGUGGUCCAUUUAGCAAGCCAAUUUUCUUAUUUCCUGAAACAAAGAUUCUUCUUGUGGAAAAAAGAUAAAAGAUUACUGACUGUUUCUUUAGCAUCCGAUGGAUUUACUAUGCGGAAACGACUCAUAGCUAUUUGAGGAAACUGCAACACGUAAUUAUUUAAUAACUUAAUUCAACAUAAACUAGAAAAUUCUUUUUCACUCAAUCCCUCUCUCCCUCUCUCUUUCUAAAUGUUUCCUGAUAUUUUGAUAACUGUUGGCAUCUGAGAAACAUAACCUAAGAAUCAAAACUUAACUACGUACUUCUUAUUAUCAUUGUUGCUUUAAUAAUCAAAGUCAUGAAUUUGCUUGUUCAUUUUAAGCAAUCUCGCACGUGACAGAUACAACAACAACAUUCAUUCCCUUCAGGGUUAAGAUGUUCAAAGUAUCAAGAGACACAUAUGGAAUAUAAUUUCAGACCCAACUAUGCAAAUAGCCGCUUGUAAACCAUUAAUUUUUAAUUAUUCUGUCAGAGACUUGCCGGUUUGCUUGGUUUCUGUCAUCCACUGACAUGACAGGAGCAGUGUUAGUACUGACCCAGCAAGGGAAUCGCCUUUUUAAUCAAUCCAACUGGUCCCGCAAGAACCGAAUUUCAAGAGCUAGCUUCUCUUUCUCCAUGGCUAACUUUUCUUUUUCUAAGGCCAAUUUUUCUUUUUCCAGAAUAAGUUUUUCUUUCUUGAGUUUGUCCACCUCAGCUCUCACGUUCGACAGAGAUUCGUCUUGGCUGCCGUAAUCCGAAAGCUUCCUCUUCUUAAUCACGUGCGCAAGAGACGAAGGUAACAUUCGUUUCUGCUGUGGUGACAGGGAACGAAACGUCCUCACUCCAGUCACUUGGGAACUGGUGAGGUUUGCACUGCGUAUACUGCUCGGUAACUGGAGUCUCGGUGAAGGAACUGCGCUCACAGUGGCGUUUGAUUUUGUAGAAACAAUAGAACUAUUGCUUGGCACCGUCUCAUCAGCCGCGUGAGUUGGAGUAUGAUCUUCUGUGUUCGAAGCACUAGCAGUGGUCAGAGAAAGAUCUGACUUUUUGUUCAUACUUUGCUCACAAUCUUGAUUUUGGUCCGUAUUUAUAUCAGGCGAGACCACGACCGAUGGUUUUAUAUCCUCUGGACGAGUAACUACUACAUGAAUGACCUGCUGAGGGCUGUUCUCUUGGUGAUGGUUGUUUUCGCUGUCUUCUUCUUUCAGUUGUUCCAAAGCUUGCUCUCCUUGGUGAUCUUCAGCAAAACAACUACCGUCGAACGAAGUCAUUAAGGUCCCACAAUUUGUCGCAGAAAUUCUUAAAAUUUCUACGAUCCUUUGACUGACCGGAGAGAGUUUUCUUUGCGAAACAGACUCGCCACCGUCAGGAGAAGUCAUCGUUGUUUCUAACAAUUCUUUCUUUGCUGCUCUUACCAUGUUUUUCCACUUCCUCUUCAGAUCGUUAGCAGUUCGUAAAACUACCGGAUUUUUGCUGUUGUAAUCGUUGCAAAUGCGCUUCCACACUUCCACCUUUUGUUUGUUGGUGGACGCAUCGUUCAGUUUUGAAGUGAGAACGACAGCGUUCCGCUCAAACUGGGAGAUGAGGUACAAACUCUCCCCCUCUGUGAAGUUUGGCUUUCGCUUAUUAGCGACAAGGAGCAGGUCCAAAGAAUCGUUGCGGCCUUCACUGGUGUAAUUCUCCAUUCAGUGCACUACCUGAAACUAGCAAUGCAAGAGUGAAGAAAACCGCUCGGAUUCACACAGCAGCGCGCGUCUGUUGUGAAAACUUGUGCGACUUGAAGCGUAUCUGAACGAAGAUCGUGACAAAGUCAACGUCCAGGCCGAAUGUACUAAAUCACGGUUUGGAGAGAGGUGACCUUUGCUGAUAUUGGCACUAAGUCAAAGACCCAACUUAGCCCUACCAAUACUCAUGCUUCAGCUGAUACCGGUGUCUUAAAUUUAAAUAGAAAUGGACACCAAGCCGUGCACAACUGCACGUAUUAUGUUAAUCCAUGACGUCAGUUGGUGAUUACGCAUAUUUUAAAUCCUAAAGCCGCAGGUUCAAAGACCGGUUUGAAAAAGAUCAAGGCCCGAUUUGUUUUGUCGCCUGUCGAAAAACCGACUUCUUUGUUUUGAUCCCAGAGGAACAGUUAACUUGAAUACUAAGCAAGAUCAAGUUUGAACCAGACCUUCUUGGAGAAACUGAAGAAGUCGACGCUAACGUGCCUGAAUAUUCAUUACCAGAAAUUCGAUUCUCGACGACGGCCGUAUUUUCCUUAAGAGUCUUAAAAAUAUUUUACAAAUAAAGUUGAGGUGGAAUCAUGAGUGUAGGAUAUUUGUGUAAUCUGGAUAAAUAAGCACUAAUCUCAUAAAAUCCGGUUGCUUAAUCAGGCCUGUGGGGUCCAAUCAACGAGAACGCUCGAGGUUAUUUGAAGAUGUGCUGUAAGUCAUGCCUAUCAGUUUUAAUCAUCCACAAAACUGUUUUGAAAGACAUUCCUGGAUAGAUUUCAUGGUAUUUAAACAGAGGCUACACUAUACAAGAAAACACCUGGAUUAAUUUUCGAUAAAUUACAUUUGAUUACACUUCGUUUUUCAAGCACAUCACAGAUUCGGUUUUGGCAGCCAUUUUCCGAUGUAUUUUGUUUUCGAUCUGUUUGUACAAUUCCAGUAAUGUUUUAGAUGACACAAAUCAAGAGUGCCAUUUGGAACUAAGUUCAAAGUCGACAGUUGAAAAGCUAAAACCCCCGUUUCUUGUUUUCAUUUCACUCAGCAAAGGGCAUGCUUUGCCAAUUUUGUUUUCGUCCACCUCCGACUUAGCCCGAUUUCUCUUUAAACAGCUGUAAGGGGCCUUUAUGUUAACAUGUGAUUCGUCUUAGGACGGCUUCAAAACCUGCGUCGCUAUGAAAUGGCAACUGUAGCGAAACUGCGAUUUGGCGUUCUCUUUUUAAAUUCGUGGCCAAAUUAAUUCUAAACGUUACAUAGCAAUUACUGCUACAAGUUUAAAACUGUUCGUUACAAAACUCCGCAGUACUUUGAUCCUACUCGACAUAAACUGCCAAAUAGUGAUCCUCACAACGCCCUAAUAUAGCAAUGCAAAGAAUCAAAGGUUUUUUUUUUUUAAACAAAUUAAGUGCGCUUCGGCUAGCCAGAUCAUCAUGGGCAGAUCACUGACAUAUCCAUGGAAGUCGUCCAUCACGAGCGGCACAUGAGCCUCGUAGUGCUUUUUUUUCCUUUCUUCUUUGUCUUUUACAACUGAAACCCCUUGUUUAUCCUCAGUCCAUGUGUACAAAAUUAGGAUAUCAUUUCAUAUAGUUAGUCGGUCCAGAGUGUUCUAUGAUCGAAAACAUGUUCGUGUCAGAUUGUGUCACGGAACUGACUCGGAUUAUUGAUAUCUGUUUUAAUAACUUCCAGAAAAACUAAGUGCGAAUUUGAAACGCGUUUGUAAACAACUUGAGUUCCAGUUUGGCCGCAAAUACGGCUUUAAACAUCUACCCCAAAAUGAAAGGGAAAGAUGCUACACUUUGGGGCAGCUCUUUGUCCGCGACCAGAGUUUUGUAACUAGAGGCUAUUCAAAAGGCUGAUUAUGUUUAUUAAGAUUUCUUAACUUUAUACGCAGUAAAUCCGAUGUUUUGGUCUCUUUUUUGACGAACGUGUAUUGCGGAAGUUUUGUGGACGACCUUUUAUAAGUAUGGAUUUUGGUGCUUAUUCAGGUCGCUGCAUAACCUUGGCGUGUACUUAGACCGCUAUGAUUUAUCUCCGGUUUAUGGUCUACGAAAACUGACAGCUUUAAUUGUCAUGGCAAUAGAAAGCUCAAGGCUAUGGAGAGCUUUUGCGCUAAUGUGCAAAACCAUGCCAAAUAUUGCCUCUGUUGUCACACUGACAAGAGCGGUGAUUUCCACGCGAUUUCUGCAACAGAGCGAGCAGCGCCGGUAUAGCGAACAGGGGCACCCAACGAUGGUUUCCUGUAAAAUAUCUGUUCGGAGAAGCAAAUAUUGCCUAGAAUUUUCUAUUACUUGAGGACGGCUAAAAAUUUCUAAAUGAUCGUUCCAUUCAUGUACAAUUUUCGAGGCUUAUUCAAUAAAUUCCUUACGAUUUUCUGAAGUCCACAUUUCACCACCCAGGUUAGGCUAUUUUUCUUACAAAAAAGGAAACCAAAAAUUUUCGAAUUCGAAAAUGUGAUGGAGAGAGGCAUCAGAAAAAUCCCCACUUUCGUAAAACGUUCAGUGAAUUGCAGUUUCGGGAAAUAAUACUGAAGCCCUUGUUAUUUCGAAGACUCUAGUUCCCCCUGGAUGAUCAUGACCGAACAGAUACAACUUUUAUAGGGCCGCUUAGAGUGCAUUUCUACAGAUCCAAAAGUACUCUGGAUAGCCUAAAAAGUGUUUUUAAUGCAUUUAGGAGGAAAUAGUCGUUGGGUGCCCUGUAUGAACAUAGCUUCAAAAAAGAAAAACCGGACGACAAAACAACAACACUCAACGAACGGAACGGCGACGACUUAGAAAAUUCGCGCUGUUUGAAACUUUAUCGCGCUUAUUCCAUCUCGAUCCUUCGAUUCGUUUUGGCAAGUUUUUUUGGAUUUAAAUUUUAAAAGACUGUAUCGAAGUUCAGGUAAAAGAAAAGAAAAUUGUUUUCGUUUGUUCACGUCCUCCAAAAAACGUGAAAUUAGGCACUUUGACGAAGUACGGUGCUCGUGCACUGACGGCAAAUAAAAUAUCAGAAGAAAAAAGAAAAAAAAAGCGUGCUGCAUCGGCAAAGAUGCUGUUGCUUAUAUCUAAACCCAUUCCUCUUUUGACGUUCUCGUUGCCCUCGCCUUCUUUGUUACUAAAGCUUCUUUCCGUUUUGCUUCAAACCGGCGACUUGCAAUUACCCUGCCUGAUUGGACUUACACUUUUUCUCAUUCAACUUAGGCUGAUACAUUCAUACGGCUCGACCGGUUAAAAAUUAGGGGCAUCCGACGACUGCUUUUUGUAAAAUAUCUGUUCGGAGAAGCAAAUUUUGCCUAGAAUUUUCUACCACUUGAGAGCGGCUAAAUAUUUCUGGAUGACCGUUCCAUUCAGAUGUAAAACUUUCGAAGCUUAUAAUUAUCUAAUAAAUUCUCUACGAUUUUCUGAAGUUUAAUUUUUCACAUUUCACACCCCAGGUUAGGCUAUUUUUCGUAGGAGAAAGGAAUCCUAAAAUUUUUGGAUUCAAAAAUGCGAUGGACGAAGGAAUCAAAAGAAUUUUCACUUUCGUAAUGCGCUAAAUUGCAUCUAAAAUUUCCGGGAAAAUAUUCAGUGAAGCCCUUGUAAUUUCGAAGAGGCUCAGGUUCCCCUAGGGUGACCGAACAGAUACAAAUUUUAUAGCCCCGCUAAGAAUGAACUUCUAGAGGUGUAAAAGUACUCUGGAUAACCUAAAAAGUGUUUUCAAUGCGUUUUCGAGGAAACCGUCGUUGGAUGACCUCGUUGAAUUUGUGCUUAUAGGUGUUCAGUUCUCACGGUACGAAAACUUAGCCCCUUAGACGUUCAAAGUUCCGCGUGAACAAAGCCAACUUAAACAUUGAACGGUCCCGCGCGUGUGAACGAAGUGUUCGGUCAAAUUAUUCAGCGGGACAGCGACAAUUCGUCCAGUGCCGUAUGAACUUACCCUUUGACUCCUUUCUUAUUGAUCACAGUUUUUAGACGAAAUUUUUGUCUUAAAAGAACACUGCAAUGGAUCAAGGACAAAAAUGCACGAUGGGUGAAAGAUAAAAAAAACAGCGUUUCAGGCUCUUUUAUGAAGACCAAAUAUGCUAAGCUGCUUUGGGCUUCGUCUUAUUUUGUCGAGCCAGCAUUUUCCUUUAGCCUGGGAGCGUUAAGUUACCUCUGUGAUGCGAUAAAGGCGGAAUAACGACAGACGGAUCAGUCAAUCUUAUGCAGCUCUAGUUUGGGUCUUCGCGUAACUUGUUAUUGUGGCAGCCUCUCGUUUCCGGUUCCAAAAGAAAGAAGUGGAAACGGAGGUCUUUAUAAAUCAUGGGGAAUUUUACUGAAGUGAAUCACUUGAAGUCAUUUGAUUCGUCUAACUUUUGAAGAAAUCGUCCUCCAGGACUGCACUUUUUCUGAGUACUGUUAGAAGAAACCUUUCGUUUAGAAUUUGAUCAUGUGUUAAUUGGUAUGUUUUCCUAAAAUUUGUUUUCUUUUCAUUUCUUUAUUGUAGUCUGAAUGCAGUGACCGGACCCUUUAGUGGAGCUGUGAAGUUGACUUACCUUAUUUGGUUGUGAAAAUGUCACUCUCAUGCGUCAUCCAAUCGCUGCAAGUCUAAGGAGAUGCCCAGAAUACCGAGCGGGCAUCGUCAUGACAGUAAUACCGAGGACUCUUUCCUAGGUCUAACAGGAGGUCUUCUCAUCCUACUGGUGACAUCAAGCGUACUUUUCCUGGGAGCUCUUUGUAAAUAUCUCCGAAAGUUAUGUCGCAAGCUAAAGGGGAAGGAGCUCUGGAAGAGAGGGUCAAAGAAACGGCAGUCGAAACGUGGAGAGAAGUCUAAAAGGAGCUCAAGUAUUAGACGCAGCAGUUCCAGGGCAUCGAGAACCAAGGAAGGAUUGAUUGUAUCACCGGAAUUUUCCAUCCCAUCAUCUCGCAGCACUGUGACGCAACAACCUGCACCUGAUCUAUCACAAGGGAGGACCGGAAGGUCCAAUGAGGAAAAACGCCUAUCGUAAGUAAUGUUUCAUUAAUCUUGAUUAUUAUAUGGUUGAAUCCAUGAGCAGGCAAGAUGAAGCGAAUGCUGCGUUCUGAUUGGCUACCCGAGCCGGCAAGAUGGGCCUAUUUUGCCGGCUCGGGAUUUCCCGCGUAGGUCCCGCAAGAAAAAGUUCUCUUUUUGGCCAUUAAUAAAUCCUUUAUUGAACAAGCUUGUUUGGUCAAGAUGGCAGUAUUGGCCUCGUUCUUUUUGGCUUUUUCAUAGACCUCGCCUUCGCCUCGGUCAAUAAAAUCCCAAAGAGGAAUUUGGCCAAAAUCCAGCCAUCUUGACCUCACUUUUCGCGCAUUUACCUAUCUUUUAAUUACCACAAAUCAGUCAGCGAAACCUAGAGACCUGACACUGGUAUUUUUGACCUUCCAAUCACGUUUAGUUGUCAUUUUUCAUAUCCUGAACUUCAAAUGCGUUCAUAGACUGAGCGGAGCUUCCAUUUUCGCGGGCAAAAGUGUUCUAAAAUGUAUCUUAAAAUAGACCGGCCGAUGAAAACGCUAAGGAAAAGCCCUUGGGACGAGGUUGGAAAACGCCGUGGCGCAGAAUGCCGAGUUAUGGGCUCCUGCCUCCUUUUUGUAUUAAGAGACGUAAAUAAUUGUACAUCAUUUUCUUGACCAAGCAGCAGGAAAUCCAAAACUACUCCAUUUUUGCUUUCAUGCAUUUUCCCGCGCUUGAAGGGGGCUAAAAGAAUUUGCGUUGAGUUCUGAUUGGUUCUUGAUUUUCUUUGUCCGUUGUGAUUGGCCAAAGAAAUCACCUCCACGUUGGUGUUUUCUGCACUCAAAGUGCGCCAUCGAGAUUUAUUUGGCUUGGCUGCAAAAACUGUUUACUUUCUUUUUUUCUAGGAUAAUGUCACUUUACUUAAACGAAGAAAUGGGUGAACUUAAUCCCGAACUGUACGAUCAUACGGAAAGAGAAGUGCGCAUUGGUAAAGAUAAAAAUCUUGGACAACUGAAUUUAAACAUCAGAUACAACGACAAGAACAGAAACCUCUCGGUCACGCUGGUCAGCGGUAAGGACUUUCCUCCCCGGGAUUACUCCGGCAGUAUUGACACGUGCGUGACCGUUUGCGUUCUUCCUCACCGCGAGAGGCGGAAACAGAGUGCAAUUCACAGGAGGUCCAUGAGCCCUCCAUACAAUGAGAAUUUUGUUUUUAAUAUUCAAGUGGGUGAAGAUGCGCAUUCACAUAGUCUUCUGUUGGUUACGUACUUUUACGAUAACCUGUCUAAUAGUCACGUGUUAGGUGAGAGUCAGGUACCACUGAUCUACUGUGACUUUUCUGGGGCGACUAAUAUCUGGUGUUACUUAGAAGAAUCGUCCGACUCGGUAAGUGAUCAACACUGCAGGAAAAAAGGGGCUUAAAAACCCGGGGGUGGGCAGGACUACGCAUAUGAAAGGGGUGGGGAUGCUCGUGGGAAAUUUUGAAUUAAACCAGGAGCCCAUGGGCUUCUGAUUAAACCUCUAAUUUGACCCCUAAAAGAGACCAUGUUAAAACACAGACAAUAUGUAUAUUUUUAUAUUUUUUGCGUGCAACCCUAAACGAGUUCACGGCUAAAUAUGAUGGCGUUUUGCCCAGAACACCCUAAGUGAGACCAAAAUCCGAAAUUUACACCCCUAAGCGAGACGACGAGCAUCCCCACCCCUUUCAUAUGGGGUUCCCCCGGGCUUAAAAGUCGUUUUUGAGCCACACAUGCCAACCGGAAGUGAAGCCUUUUUCCCAAAUUUGUACUGCAUUUGUACUGUUAGGGGCUUUACUCCUAUUAAGACGAUUUUCCUGAAAAUUUGGGGCAAAACCACCGCCCAAGAAUGCAAAAAGUUCAUUUCCGGUUUACAUUCGUCGCUCAAAAACGUCUUUGCUGAGCUACCUAUCGCCUUUACCACUCGCUUUUCAUAUGGCCUUAUUUGGUAUGAACCCCUUCAAUUGCGCCUUUGCGAGAUGAUCUCGGGUGAUGGAGGUCAAUUUAAGAAGUCGGGUUUUUAAGCAGUUAAUACCUCGAACUCCGGAUCUGGAGGUCAGGGGUUCAGGCCUGUCCAGUCGCGUUGUUUCUUUAGACAAGGAACUUUACUCCACUUUAAAUGGGUACCGGUGACAUUCUGCUGGGGAUAACUGUGCGAUGGACUAGCAUUCCGUCCAGGUGGGAGUAGCAAUAGUCCUAGGCGUGCUUUAUGGGCUAAGAAAUCUGAGAUAAGCUCCGGCCGUCUGGGCCUUUGGCUCGCGUUCACCUUUACCUAUACCUUUAAUUGUAUCUUUGUCAGAUGGUCUCAGGUGGUAGAGCCGGUCAGUGCAUGUAAGAAGUCGGGUUUUCAAGCGGUUCUAGGGCCUGUUACAUAACACGGAACGUCAGAUCAUCAUUUGACGGUGAAAUACAGAAUUUGGCUGGCGAGGCUUCACGUCAGACCUUAGCGUUAACGACGGAAGUGAAGAUUUAUCCCCCGGGGUUCUCCUUAUAACGCGGCCUAUAUAUACAGGGAGGUUCCGCCCGAAAGGGGCACCUUUGUUAGGUUUCAGGUAUAUGAAAGGGUAGGGAUUUCACUAUAUAGUUGAAGUAUAUAAAAGGGUAGAGAAAUCUGUUAUUUCGAUCUGUAAGAGGACCUAAACGGGCUAAAAGAAGUAUUUUAUGGCUGUGAAAAAGUCGAGAAAAUUUCCUGAUUCGUAAAUAAUUCAUAUUUUAAAGACAGCGCAUUUACAGCAGUUAAAAGGAAUGCAAAUUAAGCUCUAAACUAGGUAUUUGAAAGGGGUACCUUUUCUGAGUGGAAGGUACUAAAGGGUUACCUUUUCUUUCAAAAAUGGUAUAUAAAAGGGUAAGAGGUUGGACCUCGGAGCGGAGCUUCCACGUGUAAAACUUAUAUUGGAGUACGUCCCCGGGGGAUUAAUCCAACUGGCUCUAAGUUUACAGAGUGCAUGUCAAAUAUCAAAUAUACGCCACUUGCACAUCUGCCAUAAUGCACUUUAUUUGGCCUCCAAAAUUUUGCAUAAGCUUUGUUUUUCAUUUCUCCUGGGUAUUACAGCCGUCCGAAGAGAAAUUGAAAACAAUGCUUAUGCGAAAUUUUGGGCGGCAAAUAAGGUGGGAGAUGUGCAAGUGGCGUAUGGUGACAUAAACUACCGUUGAAAACUGUCAGUUGACAAAUCAAGAGAGGAUUUUCAAUCUCUUUGGAAAAAAAAAUGAAACGCGUAGGAAAGCGUAGUAAAUCAGUGUAAAGGAAGUUUCACCAGCAAAAAAUUUAUUAUUAUGCUUAGAUCCAACCUUAACAUUGGGGAAACCUCGUUAAGAGGGUCCCGUCUCUUCCUUGCUCGACUACAGAAAUAGAUAGGAAGCUGGGAACGAAGCUGAACCACAGCAUGGAUUUGGCUGUUUAAUGACCAAUCAGCAUUAUCAAAUUUUUUAAAGGCGUUGUUCUCCUUUUUGCAGGACACUUCAAUUGUAGGAGCGUUGCAGAGUUUUGCCAACGCAGAAUGUGGAGAACUACUUUUAUCUCUGUGUUACGUUACUAAGGAUCAGACCCUCACGGUAGCCAUUAUGAAGGGGAUGAAUUUGACCGAGGGACUGCUAUCUUGCGUUGGUUAGUUUGCUUUUAGGUUUUAAUUUUUUUAAGGAUUUAGUCCUUUGCUCUCGCCUCGGCAGUAAAGGGCUUUUGAUACGCAGCUUUUAGUGGUCCGACAGUUAUGCCACGCUGAUGAGACCUAGUAAGGGCGAGAAAGCUGUCCAUUGCUGCCGCCACUGCUUGCCAAUGCCAGAGUGAUAUGGCUUUGCGCAUUCGUGAGGUACUCGCUAGGUAUUGAGUCGGUUGGUGUUUGUAAAGUUUGGUCAUGAUAUGAAAAUGCACAAUCGGCUGCUUUGGGUUGCGCAUUCUUGAUGCAGGCAGUAACACUAGUUGUCUUAUUUUCAAACACUUAUAAUUUUUCUCGGCAAACUUUUAAAAAAGUUUCGUAAGCUAACAGCCUGUUGGAAAUAUAUUAAACUUUAAUAAGUGGAAGUAACAACCUUAGCUUUGAAGUAGGGGAGCUCCUGACAGUUUUAUUUUACUUCCCAAAGUUGUUAUUGUUAACACUCGUUAAUUGCUGGUUUUCUUUCCCUGUUUCCCUCGCUGGGCUCUUCUGCUGAAAAUGUACUCUAUUCAAACUAGAUGGAAAAUUAUAAAUUCACAACACACUAAUUUUAAGACGCCAUCCUUCCUUCCGCAGAAAAAGUUUACACAAAAGCAACACUACACCAUGAUGGCCAAAAGCUUCUGAAAAGAAAAACUGGUUUGCAAGAAGUCGGUGAAACUUACACAGUUUUCAACGAAGCUUUGUUAUUCCGUGUGCCCGAGGAUAAGCUGCCGUUCUGCACAUUGAAAAUCUCCGUAAACUACUAUAACGUGGUGGGAAAGAGCGCUACCGUUGGAGAAGUCAUUUUCAGCGUGGAGUCGACUGGACUCGAGGAAGCACACUGGGAUACCGUGACGUCAAAACACGACAGAGCAGUUUCUAUGUGGCAUACAUUAAGGGGCUUCAAAUUUAUUGAGACAUUGAAGGAUGAUAGACAGCCGCUGUCUCCAAAUUAAAGAGUGGAUCAUAGUAAAACAGGCCAAUAGUCCUAAUAGACCUCUUUAGCUUGUAUGUUUUAUUUUCCCAAUUGCUGGUUUUCAGUGUCACGCCAUUCAAAAUAGAUCAAAAUAAAAAUCAAAACCGUUCAAUAGAUAAAGUUCGGAAUCUGGGAAAUGAAAGGAGGUAAAUAUACCAAGUUCCUCGCCGCGAUUCCUGAAGAAAUGCUUUACGCAAAUUUACAGAGAUUUGUAUGGAGACGCCAUGAUGGUGCCCACCUGGAUGGGCACCAACAUGGCGGACGGAAACCAACGAAAACAUCUGUUACAGAGUUUUGCUACAAAAGCGUGAAUUUAUUCCUCGAAGAACUCAUAAGCAUUAAAGUAAUACUUUUUCUAAUCCACGAACUGCCUAGAUAGAAAAAUUCCCCGAAAUACGUCACUUUUUAACCCACAUGACUUCCCUCUCGGCCGUCAUGUGAAUGCCGCGUCACGCAAAAGCUUAGAAAUUCAAGCGUACUCUAUCACAAAACCAAGAACCCUAUUGAAGCGAAAAUUUUUAUGAAAAUUAGCUUUCCGGCUGCUCUAAUACAUCAUGAAAGUAAAAUCCCAGUAGGAUCGACAGUUUUGUAGUUUGAAUUUUAGUGACGUCAUGUGAAAACCAACAAUAGAGGUCCCACGGGAACUUAAUCUUUUGUCUUUUUAUAAAUUAUUCGUUCAUAUGUAGGUAAAUAAGACGAAAUUUGAAGGAAACAGUUCUCAACAGUAUUAUCACGUGACUUGUAUUGGGGAAAAAAACAUACAAGCAAAAGAGUUCUAUUGGGAUCCAACUUCCGGAUGCCGAUUCGAACCUACACAAACUUCCCUUCCCUUUGAUUUUACUCUCAAUAUUUUGAACCUCCAGGUGACGUCACGGCAGCCAUGUUGAUGGUCAAGUUGUCAAGAACAAAAGCUUUCUCUUCGAGAAAUGAUUAUAUUGUCUAGACCACCAACAUGGCCGCCUUGUCAUGUGGUCAAACCAAGAAUUGCCUAGAAGAAUCAAAAAAUCGUUAUUCCACCGUAUCAAAAUUCCUGCUUAGCUUUGAGGCCAAAGGGAUUAAACAAAAGAAACUUCAUCGAGGUACAGGUAUUAAUUAUUUAUUUUUUUUUACUAUUCUUCAAAGCCUCAAAGCUGAGCAUACUCCUUCGGAGAUUCUCUCCCAGCAAUCACGUCGCAUACGCCACUUGCACAUCUCCCAUAAUGCAACUUAUUUCCCCUUCCUCCCCCACGCCCA
Molecule: messenger RNA, 15748 nt
Organism: Porites lobata
Lineage: Eukaryota; Metazoa; Cnidaria; Anthozoa; Scleractinia; Poritidae
Source: the annotation of a GenBank genome assembly